AGCACCAGCGAAAAGCGCGAACGAACGAAGCCCUGGGACUUGGAGGGCGCGGAGGCAGCGCAGGUGCCACGAGGGACCGGACAGCGGCUGUGGAUCGGGAGAAAAGCAUUCGACGAGGAUGGAGAGCAACAGCAGCUGCCAGCGGGAUGCGACACUGUGGCGCGGCUAAAUCCGAUGCUUGCCAGGUGGCGCGGGGCGCACAGUGACGGCCGAGGACACGGCCUGCGCAGCCUGCUCUCUGUUGUACAAAAGCAGCGCAAUUCCGCCUCGUCUCAAUUCUCGGAGCGCACUUUCUUUGGAGUGGAGUGCAGUGUACGAGGCACACUCUUAGACUCGUAGAGAAGUCGUGCUGGUGCAUCCGGUCGGCUCUUUCGCUUCUUGGUUUCUUCGGUUUCUUCGCAUUCUGCGAAUGGACUGCAGUCGUUUUGACCGUGUUGUGGCUGCAGCGUGGGGAUGAUGUAACUGGACGUUUCGCCGUUCGGAUUCCGAGGGGAGUGGCUUGGCGUGGAGUGGAGUGUUCAGCGCACGGUGCCUGUGAUUUUGCGAAUUUGGGAUGAGUCCUGCAGAUUCGCAGCAGUUUUUUUCGUCGAGAGUCUAGAAGCUGCGGUGAAUUAUACAAUCAUGUCUGCCUUUGCUUUUUCUUCGAUUGCCCCGUAUCUACCACUACAAAGGGAUCCCGCUUCCGGUGAUCUGCGGUGGGUCACCUCUGUGGAAUAUGCUCUCAAAGCUGUGGCUCGGGGUGUGGACACCAGUCUGGUUUGCAAUGGUCAAGCCCUCUGCGAUUGUAUCGUGGACAUGCGUGCAGAGACCGGCCAGUGCAAGGAUUUCGCAGUUCAGUACGCGAAAAGUCUUGGGCUCGGCCUUUCCCACCUAUUCGAUGCUCUAGAAGAUGCAGAGAAGUUUUUUAGCUCAACAUUACCAGGCAUGGCAAAACUCGCCAUUCAGUUGCCUGAACUGUUAAAAGCACAUGGAGAGCAGGUGGACAGAAUUUCCGGAGGUUCAACGACAUUGAGGCUGCGUAUUUUAAACUCUCAACAAUCUGGGAUGGUUCUUUUGGAUCAAGGUUUGAUUGCAGCUCUGCUAUCGUGCGGUUUCUUUUGUUUGUUUCCAGGUGCCCUCAAGGAAAGGAAGAGGGAUGAUAUUCACCCAAUCAAUUUUGACUUUGUCUUCAUAGGAGUUCCAUAUGCGAGAAACCAAAUACAGAAGUUGAAGUGUCUCAUACACUACUUCGAGAAGGUCUGUAGCAGCAUGCCACAAGGGACAGUCUCUUACGAACGGAAGAUAUUACCCCGGAGGAGGCCUUCACCAACGAAGCCCCUUUCUGUAUUUCCAAACGAAAACUUUUGGAAAAAUAGCAAGCGCAGUCUUUGCAACAUGAAAGUCGUCGACUUCGGAGCAAUAGAGAGUGCGGGGCCAGAUUACUUGCAGGUGGAUUUUGCCAACGCAUACCUUGGUGGAGGUGCUCUAAACCAAGGAUGUGUGCAAGAGGAAAUUCGCUUUAUGAUCAAUCCUGAGUUGAUUGCAGGCAUGUUGUUCAUGUCACCGAUGGCAAAUAAUGAGGCCAUAGAAAUAACUGGAGCGCAACAAUAUUCUCAAUAUAAAGGGUAUGCUUCUAGUUUUGUGUUCGCAGGAGACUUCGUCGAUCGCACUCCCACAGAUUCGUGGGGUCGCCGAAUGACUUGUAUCACAGCCAUAGAUGCUCUAUGUGCUCCAGGAGAGAACCAGUUUGACACAGAUGCGAUGAUAAGGGAGGUCAACAAAGCCUUUUGUGGGUUUCUACGUCACUCACCUGUAUGCGGAGCCGUCGAACUUUGGAAACCCUUUAAUGUAGAAGAAGCAAAUCAGAAGCAAGCAUCUAACGUCUCCAACGGAGGGCAAGCUAAUGCAGACCAGCAGAUAGAUUUCAGGAACGCUUCAGACGAGAGCACCGAGGAGGACCGCAAAUCGGUGUCCCCUAGUCCGUGCGCAAUGCAUCAAGAGCAAAAGGGUAUUGCAACCGGAAACUGGGGAUCUGGAGCUUUCGGUGGAAAUCUUGAGCUUAAAAGUCUUCUGCAGUGGAUAGCUGCCUCCGAGGCCGGGAGAGCAGAGGUGUUAUAUUACAGUUUUCGGGAUCCACGAGCAAAGCGACUGCAAGAGGUUAUUGAUUGGGUUUUACAAGAAGGAUGGACUGGCUCAGAGCUGUGGACCGUACUGGUAGAGUAUGGGCAGUGCAGGCUAAAUCGCCAGGUCAAAUGCGAGUUGUACGAUUGGAUUCUUCCGAACCCAACCAGAGGUAAGACAUUGCGCUCGAAGACGGUGAAAUUUAAAUCAACUGCUGAACAGGAACUUAGGGAAAACUUGAUGCAGGAUAAAAUUUGUACAGAUCCAAGAUUGAUGCGGUCCUCUUCCACUAGAAAAGCACGUUCUGGGUGUUGGUGUUGGUUUUAGAUGAGGUACGGCAGCAUCUUUCGAAGAAACUUGUCAAGAUAUACACAAGGUAGCUUGUGUUUGCUAGCCCUGGCUUAUCAGGCGCAUUGUCUUGGCCAUAGGUAAUUUUUAGUUCUCUGGUUUCAUCGGGCCACAGUGUUCUUGGCUCGGCGUCAGCGUUCUUUGAUGGGGUCUUCUUUGUCCACUGUCUCGAUGCCUUCUUAGAAUUUCCGUGAACGCCAGAUGGAAAUCUUCUUCCAACUUAUGGCUGCUAUGCCACUGUACAUAGAAUUUGACAUAUCAGUUGUACGGCUACUACGCUAUUUCUGUGUGCUCGAUUUGAGGGAGCUACAGUAGUAAAUGACCAUUUAUGAAGCUCGG
Messenger RNA from Marchantia polymorpha subsp. ruderalis, 2787 nucleotides. The record is from the annotation of a GenBank genome assembly. Lineage: Eukaryota; Viridiplantae; Streptophyta; Marchantiopsida; Marchantiales; Marchantiaceae.